This is a messenger RNA of Dovyalis caffra, 1431 nucleotides long. NCBI's taxonomy places the organism in Eukaryota, Viridiplantae, Streptophyta, Magnoliopsida, Malpighiales, Salicaceae. The record is from the annotation of a GenBank genome assembly.
AUGGAGCCGCGUGUCGGCAACAAGUUUCGUCUCGGUCGCAAGAUCGGUAGCGGAUCCUUUGGAGAGAUCUAUCUCGGUACUAAUAUUCAGACCAACGAGGAGGUUGCAAUUAAGCUUGAAAAUGUCAAGACAAGGCAUCCGCAAUUGCUGUAUGAAUCUAAAUUGUACAAAAUACUGCAGGGUGGAACUGGAAUUCCGAAUGUCAAAUGGUUUGGUGUUGAAGGCGAUUACAAUGUCCUGGUCAUGGAUUUACUGGGACCGAGUCUUGAGGAUCUGUUCAACUUUUGCAGUAGGAAGCUGUCUCUGAAGACUGUACUCAUGCUUGCAGAUCAGAUGAUCAAUCGAGUUGAAUUUGUUCAUUCCAAGUCCUUUCUUCAUCGAGACAUCAAGCCAGAUAACUUCCUCAUGGGAUUAGGGAGGCGUGCAAAUCAGGUCUAUUGCAUUGACUUUGGUCUGGCAAAGAAGUAUAGAGACACUUCAACACAUCAACACAUUCCUUACAGAGAGAAUAAAAAUUUGACUGGAACUGCAAGAUAUGCUAGCAUGAACACUCACCUUGGCAUUGAGCAAAGCCGCAGGGAUGAUUUAGAAUCACUUGGAUAUGUUCUUAUGUAUUUCUUGAGGGGAAGUCUUCCGUGGCAGGGGCUUAAAGCUGGUACAAAGAAGCAAAAAUAUGAAAAAAUUAGUGAAAAGAAAGUGUCAACUUCUAUUGAGGCCUUAUGUCGGGGUUAUCCUACGGAAUUUGCAUCCUACUUCCAUUACUGUCGCUCACUUCGUUUUGAUGAUAAACCAGAUUAUGCUUACCUGAAACGACUCUUCCGUGAUCUUUUUAUUCGUGAAGGUUUCCAGUUUGACUAUGUUUUUGAUUGGACGAUUUUGAAAUAUCAGCAAUCACAGAUUGCUAAUCCUCCUACUCGUGCACAUGGCCCUGGUGCUGGACCAAGCUCUGGCAUUCCUCCUCCUGUUGGUAAUAAAGUUGAUAGGCUGUCAGGUGGGGAAGAAGGUAGACCUGGUUGGUCUUCAACAGAUCAUGCUCGAAGGAGAAACUCUGGACCUAUUGUGAAUUCUGGAAAUUUGUCAAAACAAAAGGGCCCUGUUACAAAUGAUGUAUCUUUAUCAAAAGAUGCCACGGUGCUUGGCCCUGUGCAGUUGUCCAGCUCAAAUUUUUUGCGAUCUAGUGUAUCAUCAAGGCAUCCGGUUGUCUCCAGUAGUCGUGGUGCAGCCGUUGGGAAUGAUUCUGAUCCUUCUCGUCCUCGCACAGCCGAUGCAAGCUUUGCAGUGCUUCAGAAUGGUCAAAGAAGUUUGCCUGGUUUAUCUUCAGAGCAGAAGCACUCAUCUUCUGGUAGAAAUACCAACAUAAAGACUUUGGAGUCGACUCUUAGGGGCAUUGAGAGUUUGCACGUCAAUGUUGAUGGAAGGUUACAUCAUUAG